AUGCCUCGAGGAGUAAGAGGAAAACCUAGACGCAAUACGCGUUCUAAGCCUGCUCCUAUUCCAAGACAAACACGUUCUGCUGCACGAAAGGGUAACAAACAGGCUCCCGUAGAAUCUCCACAAACUAUUACGGAAUCAUUAGCUACAGAUUCAGAUAUCGACCAACCAUCUCAAGAAAAUCAACAAACACCACAGCCCACUGUCAGAUCUGGAAGAUUAAGAAUACGUUAUACUGUUAAUCCUGAGCCUUCACAACCUUCACAGCCUUCGCCAUCAAAUGACAUUGUUGCCACCCCGGUAAAACGUAGACCUGGUAGACCGCGUAAAUAUCCAGAAUCUGUAACUAGUACACCUACUAGUACAAAACGUAAAAAGAAAACAGAUGACGUUGUUAUUACGAAACGUAGAAAGAAAACAAAGGAUGAUGUUGAUAAAAAACAUGGCAGUUUUGUUAAAGCUCAUCAAAAGGUUGGUGAACUGACAACGCAACCAAUGGAUAUUGAUGAUUUUGAGGGAGAUGAAGAUGAUGGUAAAAUAGAUGAAAAAGGAGAACUGAAAAUUACAAAAGAUGGUGAUUUGUUAGGUGGUCGUAAAUUUAAAGUAUCAGUUUUUCAAUUGCCAUCACGAGGAAACACCUGGUACAUGUUAUCUAUGGAUCCUGCAAAACUUUUGGGUUUUCGUGACAGUUAUCUAUUUUUUUUGCGAAACCCAACUUUGAAAAGAAUACAUGCAACGAAUCAAGAACGUGAUUACCUUAUUACGCACGGAUUUUUGCCAUCAAAUUUCAGAAGCAGAGCAAUUACGCUCGUAUCAGCCAGAUCUACAUACAAGUUAUUUGGGUCAAAAAUUAUCGUAGGAGGGAAAAGGAGGAGAGAUGAUUAUUAUGAAUCCUCAAUCAGAUUUAACGAUGACGAUCUGAGUGAUAAAGGAGAAGAAGCAUCAGGUGUAGAUAGUACAAGUAAUAUUCUUUCACGGCGAGUGUAUUUGGGUUCAAAGCCACGUAAAAUGAUCAAUAAGACAAAUUGGAUGUAUCAAACGGCUUUAUCAUCAAGAGAUUAUAAUACUCGAUUGAAAAUCCAUAGGAAAGAAAAGCCAAGAUUUUAUGAUCCUCAUACUGAUAUUGAGCAAGUACCUCAAGCAACUCAACCUACGCGCAUAUGGGUUGAAUCUUUAUCGCAACCAACAGGAUUACCACUAUCGAGUGAUGUUAUAAUAGCAACGAAAGACCCAGAGAUUCAUUUUGCGACAGUUCCUUACAAUCCUCUUAGCACGCUAAGUGCAGAAGUCUUGGAAGUUUUGCCCCCUGAGAUUCGACAGGUUGUUGAUAGUAUGGGAAAUGAAGAAGAUACAAGACAAGUUCCUGAUGAUAAGUAUCCUAUAGCAUUAAUGGAUGAUCAAUUCCAAUCUAAAUAUCCAAUACAUCGUACAAGAUUUGGUCAGGAUAUUCCCAGAGUUCUAAAACAUUCUUAUCAUCAAGUAUCCACCUCACAACCAUCAAUUUUGACAUCACUUUCUACAGAUGAUACUUCAUACGAACAGUGUUACUAUUAUCCUGAUGAUGAUCUAAAUACAGCAAAAACGCCUCCCCAAUAUAUUUGUGGUGUAUUGACUGCUACAACCGGACAACCCUGUAGACGCGGAGUGUCUUUCGAAGGAGACAAGUGCAUGUAUCAUAAAGAUGUUGAGGUAACCCCAGACGGAACCAUCCUAUCAAGGACUAUGCCUGAUAUGAUAGAUUCAGAUCUAGUUCAGUCUAUGAAUAAUAGUAUCGUGUCAAGUCCUGCUGUUGCAUCUAGUUCAAGUGCGGUUCAACCUUUACCUAUACUUCAUGAUGAUACUUGCGCAAUAUGCUUGUUAGUUAUCGCUCCUGAUUCUGCUGUACCUAAAACUGCCACCGGAGUGCCAUGUUCAAUGGAAUACAAAACCAAAUGCGCAAAUUGCUUAAAACAGUAUCAUCCAAUUUGUUUAGGCCUUACAACCCCAAGACUUAUUAUUGCGAUGGAAGGAUACCCUUGGAUUUGUAAUGAUUGCAAGAGUUGCGCUGUUUGUCAUUCCUCUGAAGACGAAUCGACACUUUUAAUCUGCGAUGACUGUGAUCGUGGUUGGCACCUAAAUUGUAGUGAUCCAAAAGUUACUGAAGUUCCCCAAGGUCCAUGGUUGUGUUCGUUAUGUGCUCAAUGCAACUCAUGUGGAGAAAAAGCUGUCUCAUUGAAUGAUGCCGCCAAAAAUUAUAGUCAUUCAGAGGCAACAUCUGAAUCAACCAGAUAUCCAACAUAUCUGGCGACGAUUUGUAAAAAAUGCAAUUUCAACUUUUUCGAGGAUAGAUUUUGUCCAAUGUGUCUGAAGACUUAUUCGGAGGAUGGCGAAGAUAGUGAAGAUGAUAAAGAAAUGAUAUGCUGUGAUGUAUGUGACAGAUGGAUUCACAUAAAGUGUGAUGAUGAUAUCACUCCAGAGAAAUACCAAGAAUUAGUUGAGAAUACUGAAGCCAAAUAUAAAUGUCCUUUAUGCGAUGAAAGGAUCACACCUAUAGACCCAAAGAACGAAAAACAAAAAGCAGCAUUGAGCAUGGGUCAACCUAGUGCUAUACCAGUUGCUAUAAUUGCUGGUGAUAAAAAGAUCCGAGGAAUAGUAGAAUUUAAGGGGAAGAAGGUGACUGUCCCCGAAAUUCGGGGAUGGAAGGGUCAAAUCUGA
This is a messenger RNA of Funneliformis geosporum, 2691 nucleotides long. Lineage: Eukaryota; Fungi; Glomeromycota; Glomeromycetes; Glomerales; Glomeraceae. The record is from the annotation of a GenBank genome assembly.